AUGGCGGCACAACUUCUGUGCCAUGACCACAAAGAGGAAGUGCUCUCCUCUAUUGUUUUCUGUCUUGCCACGGGCUGGAAUAUGGUUAUGGAGGAGGGAGCCUUCACAGCCCACUUGGCCUCAAGAUCAAGGCUGGCAGAGGGCGGCCCCGGAGGGAGGCCGCGAGGGCAGCGGGACCCCUGGGCGGCUGAGGAUGCCGGCGGCCGCCGUCGCCCCGGAGCCGCCCGCGGAGUGCUGGUGGCACCCUGUAACUAUGCACACGAUGCUACGUUUGCAAUUAAGAAGUGCGAUCUUUAUCGAUUAGAGGGGGGGGGUCCCCCCCCCGCCCCGGUGACAACCGUGCUCACCCGGGAGGAUGGGCUCGGAUACUACCGGGCGGUGCAGUUGUUCCAGCGCACGGAACUGAAGGCGGAUCAGCUGUACCGUGGUUUCUGUCACUUGCGCGAAGGUCAGGGGUGUCGCGUGGGCCUGGAGCCCGGGAUCAGCCCCACCGCUGGCGUCAGCACCUUCCGGGCUCAGGGCUCGAGCUCCACUCGUGGGAUCUCCGUGCGACCCGUUCUCGCAGAGCUGAGCGGGCGGGCGGGGGCUGGGCUCGAGGGAAAGGGGGGGGCGAUGCACACACAGGUAGGCGACCCCGGUGCCCUGGGAGCUGGCGUCGCGCAGGCCUGUAGGUACUAGGGGAGCCAAGACGUCUGCCCGCCGCUCCUUGGCGAUGGCGCUGCGAACCAGGGAUGCACGGCUGUCGCGAGGGCGGCAGCCAGCCCCGAUUGCUGCGGGAGAGGACGCUUGGUCCCUGGACCGGCGGAGGGUGGAAGGGAUGCUCCGUGAGUUCGGGAGGCAGCUAAGUUUGCAGCGGCCGCCUGUCCAUCCGACAAGGGGCCCGUGGUGAUGGAGCCGCAGGCCUGCCCUUACCACGGACACAGCCUGAGCGACCCUGGGACCGCGACCCUGGGGCGCGGACGCGGGGAGAUCCAGAGCCGGAGACGUUGACGUGAGAGCGAUCCCAUUAGGCUGCUCAAGGACAGGAGGGCAAGCACUAAGCUCGGCAGCACGGAAGCGUCCAGGGAAAUCGAUGUGGGAGUGAGACAGGAAAGUGAGGACGCCGCCCAGUUUGCUGUAUCUGAUCCUGAACCACCUUUGGAAGAAUGAGGUCAUCACUCCCACCGCGGUAAUCCACCUUUUGAGGUUCGUGGUGCAGAUCUGUGGAUCAAGUUUAAGUCCCUCAGUUAA
Molecule: messenger RNA, 1230 nt
Organism: Nyctereutes procyonoides (raccoon dog)
Lineage: Eukaryota; Metazoa; Chordata; Mammalia; Carnivora; Canidae
Gene: PDHA2
Product: pyruvate dehydrogenase E1 subunit alpha 2
Molecular function (GO): oxidoreductase activity, acting on the aldehyde or oxo group of donors, disulfide as acceptor
Source: RefSeq, a predicted model, not a curated record